GUCGGCGCUCCCUCCAUUCGAAUUGCUCAAAAAUCCGAACUAAAAUACGAGUGUUUACCCCCUAAAAAAAUUGAGGAAAUUAACAAUUUUCUUGAAACAAAAGCCCCAAUAAACGAGCAGUAGAAACUCAUUUACUCAUCGCUCCUUUCUUUUGAAGAUCGAUCCCAACCCUUAUUCUUGGGUUCUUCCAGUUUGAGGAAAAUGUCGCUUAAAGAUGCAGAAAUGAAGUAUAACAGAGAAGAUGAGGAAGAUGAUGAUGGGGAUGGUAGGGGACUUGAGGCAUGGGAGAGGGACUAUGCUGAUGAGAGAUCGUGGGAGUCUCUUCAAGAGGACGAGUCUGGUCUUCUCCGCCCUAUUGACAACAAAACUCUCUACCAUGCUCAAUACAGGAGACGCCUUCGCACCACCACAACUGCUCGCAUCCAAAAGGGAUUGAUCCGCUACUUGUACAUUGUUAUUGACCUUUCACGGGCAGCAGGAGAGACGGAUUAUAAACCUAGUCGAAUGGUGGUGGUUGCUCGACAAGUGGAAGCUUUUAUCAGAGAAUUCUUUGAUCAAAAUCCCUUGAGUCAAGUUGGGUUAGUGACAUUAAAAGAUGGGGUUGCAAAUUCCCUGACAAGCCUUGGUGGGAGUCCCGAGUCGCAUAUCAAAGCUUUGAUGGGUAAGUUGACAAGCUCAGGUGACGCAUCCCUCCAGAAUGGGUUGGAUCUCGUACAGAGCCUCCUUAACCAAGUUCCUUCAUACGGUCACCGUGAAGUUCUUAUCUUGUAUUCUGCCCUUAGUACAUGUGAUCCAGGAGAAAUUAUUGAAACAAUACAAAAAUGCAAGGCAUCUAAAAUCAGGUGCUCUGUCAUCGGUCUCUCUGCUGAGCUCUACAUUUGCAAAUAUCUUUGUCAAGAAACUGGUGGAUCAUACUCAGUUGCACUAGAUGAGUUUCACUUGAAAGAGUUGAUCUUUGAGCAUGCACCUCCACCUCCGGCUAUAGCAGAAUUUGCUGUUGCAAAUUUGAUUAAGAUGGGUUUUCCUCAAAGAGCAGCAGAAGGCGUAAUUUCGAUAUGUUCUUGUCAUAAAGAGGCUAAGGUUGGCGGGGGUUACACUUGCCCAAGAUGCAAAGCUCGUGUUUGUGAAUUGCCCACAGAGUGCCAAAUAUGUGGCCUUACCCUUGUCUCUUCUCCUCAUUUAGCCAGAUCGUAUCACCACUUAUUUCCUAUAACACCUUUUGAUGAUGUUACACCUUCAGCCACAAAUAAUCCAAGCAAGCUUCCAAAAAUUUGCUUCGGUUGCCAGCUAAGUCUUCUAAAUCCUGGAAACAUGCCAGCUCCAUGUGUUUCCUGUCCGAAAUGCGAGCAAUUCUUUUGCCUCGAUUGUGACAUAUACAUACACGAGAGCCUGCAUAAUUGCCCAGGCUGCGAGAGCUUCCGACAUUCUAAAUCAGUUGUGGCCUGAGUGAGAGGACUGACAUAUUUUUGGCUGUGGUUCGUUUAAACAGUUUUACACUCUUCUGCCAUGAGAUAAAGAGUAUUAAAAAAAAUUAGUCUUGAUUUGAGCGGUAUAUUAGAUGAGGGUGUGUUGAUUUUGAUCAAAUUUAUUUUCGAGCCAGCUUAAUGAGUAUUCAAUUCCGUACUGCA
Messenger RNA from Salvia hispanica, 1628 nucleotides. It is a transcript of the gene GTF2H2, whose product is annotated as general transcription factor II H2. Lineage: Eukaryota; Viridiplantae; Streptophyta; Magnoliopsida; Lamiales; Lamiaceae. The record is from RefSeq and is a predicted model, not a curated record. Gene Ontology annotation, cellular component: transcription factor TFIIH core complex; transcription factor TFIIH holo complex. Gene Ontology annotation, biological process: DNA-templated transcription; nucleotide-excision repair; regulation of transcription by RNA polymerase II. Gene Ontology annotation, molecular function: zinc ion binding.